AUGGCAAAAAGAAGUCAUUUAUCAGAUUCGGAGAUUGAGAAGCUGCUUUUAGAAAGUGACAAUAAUUUCAGUGACAGUUCUGAAAGUUUACAAGAUACAGAUAUUGAGGCUAGUGAAAGUGACUUCGAUUCAGAAACAUCUGACAACAAGACACUACUGCAGCAGACGGUACCUAGUGAAUUUGUGCAUGCUAGUUCAGUUCGUAUUCAAUAUUUGUUCAGUGGUAAUAGUGAUACAGUUGUGCCUCUAAAACAAAACAAUGUGAUGAGUUGUCUUAUGUGUUUUGUGGAUGAUGCUUUGUGCACAAUGGUAGAUGAACAGACAAACUUAUAUGCAGAACAGUUCAUAGCUUCUCAUCCCAAUUUAGCAGCACGCUCCAGGGUUCACAGUUGGCAGAAUACUACACGCGACAAGGUAAAAACACUUAUUGGAAUGCUUGUACUUCAAGGAAUUCUUCACAAACCAGACCGCAAAAUGUACUUUUCAAAGAGGGAAUCAGUUGACACACCUUUCUUCAGGAAAGUGAUGAGUGAAAAGCGGUUUCAUCUUCUAUUGAAAUUCCUCCACUUUGCUGACAAUACCUCAUAUGAUCCACUAGGCACUACCAGCAGAAAACUAUUCAAAAUUCACGCCACUAUGGAGCAUCUGCGGCAUAAAUUCAGAUCGGUGUACAUGCCAGAAAGGAACAUCACCGUUGAGAAAUCGUUGUUGCUCUGGAAAGGACGGCUUGGAUGGAAGCAAUAUAUUCCAUCAAAGCAUAGCAGAUUUGGCAUCAAAUUGUACGAACUCUGA
This is a messenger RNA of Schistocerca piceifrons (Central American locust), 792 nucleotides long. Its product is annotated as piggyBac transposable element-derived protein 4-like. Bases 1 to 792 code for a protein of 263 amino acids. The record is from RefSeq and is a predicted model, not a curated record. Lineage: Eukaryota; Metazoa; Arthropoda; Insecta; Orthoptera; Acrididae. The transcript has a single exon.